Messenger RNA from Postia placenta MAD-698-R-SB12, 1704 nucleotides. RefSeq lists its product as hypothetical. Lineage: Eukaryota; Fungi; Basidiomycota; Agaricomycetes; Polyporales; Adustoporiaceae. The record is from RefSeq and is a predicted model, not a curated record. The coding region runs from base 1 to 1704 and encodes 567 amino acids. Gene Ontology annotation, molecular function: ATP:3'-cytidine-cytidine-tRNA adenylyltransferase activity; RNA binding. Gene Ontology annotation, biological process: tRNA 3'-terminal CCA addition. The transcript has 9 exons.
AUGGAGAUCCACCUCACCGAACAGGAGAGUCAGCUCUGCACGCUGCUGGACGAGUGUACACAGUAUAUGAAGGAGACAGAGGGAAUAGAAACAACAUGCCGAAUAGCAGGAGGCUGGGUUCGUGACAAGCUGCUAGGACAUCAAUGCCAUGACAUAGACAUUGCACUAAGCGAGAUGAUGGGAGUGGAUUUCGCCCAACGGUUUGUUAAAUAUUGCUCCGAAAUCAAGGACGUUCCCGUCAAGGGCGUCACGAAGAUCGAGAGCAACCCUGAGCAGUCAAAACACCUCGAGACCGCCAGGACAACAGUCUUAGGAUCCGAGAUCGACUUUGUCAACCUUAGAAGUGAGAAAUAUGCUGAGGACAGUCGCAUUCCGACCCAAGUGACCUUCGGCACACCACUACAAGAUGCGCUAAGAAGAGAUAUUACCAUCAACACCUUAUUCUAUAACGUCCACAGUCGUUCUGUUGAAGAUCACACAGGCAAGGGCUUGGAUGAUCUGCGAAACGGCAUCAUUCGUACCCCAUUACCACCAAGAGAAACGUUUCUUGAUGAUCCUCUUCGAGUUGUACGAUGCGUCAGAUUUGCAAGCAGGCUAGGCUUUGACAUAGUCCCUGAGCUCGAAGCAUCUGUUCGGGAUCCGAAGAUCAAGAAAGCACUUGUGUCAAAAAUAAGUCGAGAGAGAAUCGGCGAGGAAAUCGACAAAAUGAUGAAAGGACGCGACCCUUUCCGUUCCAUCAAACUCAUCAACGACCUCUCACUCCAUUCCUGCGUGUUCUAUCUUCCUCCUUCCUUUGCAUCGACACUCUCGGGGACCCCCGGCCCUGCACACACCUCGCUCAUCGCUGCAUCUAUUCUGGACCGUCUCCUUGGGCAGUGGUCCCCGACAACAUCCUCUUCGCCCCUAUCAUCUGUCUCUCUUCCCCCACUGCAUCCGCUCCUCCUCGCCGAACAUACCAACCCGCCGCAAAACUCACCAUUCCCUCGUGUAUGGCUAGCUUGUGCGUUGACGCCGUACCGUGGCCUGAAGUGCACCGACACCAAGAAAAAAACACAGACUGCUGCGGAAGUAGUCGUGCGCGAGGGUCUCAAAUUGGGGACCCAGAACCGCUAUCUUGACGGUAUACCCCUUCUGUUUGACGCGUGGGAUCUCCUUCGCAAAGAGAUAGAUACGUACACGCCGGAUGAGCACGGCGGCGCGGAGGAUAGGGUGCGAAUAGGUCUACUGUUGCGGGAGAAGGCUGUCCAUCAGUCUCAGAUGGGCGUUCAGUGGUCAACCUCUAUGCUUUUCUCACUGGCACAGGAUUUGCUCGCUUGCUGGGAUGCCACUCAAGACAAAUUUGACGAGAAGGCAGCGACGUCACGAAUCGAACAGUACAAUUCAUUCGUGGCCCGCAUCGAUGAGCUCCGGCUACCUGCGGCUUUAGAUGCGAGACCGAUUCUGGACGGACGCGACACCGUCCGCGUGCUGGGUGUGCCACCCGGCAAAUGGACCGGCGUUGUGCUCGCUCGCGUUCUCGAGUGGCAGCUACAGCACCCGGACGGGACAAAAGAGCAGUGCGAGGAGUGGCUACGCGCCGAGAACGCCGCGGGUCGUAUCAAUACGAGCUCUGAUGCACGCGCGGGCAGCCCUCCGAGCAAACGGGCCAAGGACCCGAGCACGGGAGAAGGCGAUACGAAGAGAGCCAAGAGAUCACCUCGGUGA